This is a messenger RNA of Rhineura floridana, 1961 nucleotides long. RefSeq names its product cytochrome c oxidase assembly factor 6 homolog. Gene Ontology annotation, cellular component: mitochondrion; respiratory chain complex IV. Lineage: Eukaryota; Metazoa; Chordata; Lepidosauria; Squamata; Rhineuridae. The transcript is spliced from 3 exons. The record is from RefSeq and is a predicted model, not a curated record. The coding region runs from base 177 to 416 and encodes 79 amino acids. Gene Ontology annotation, biological process: respiratory chain complex IV assembly.
CUCGUUUGGCUGGAGGUUGAGAGCGCUUCUUUCUGCUCCUGCCAAACAUUCCCAGCCAGUCGGCCGCGCUUCCCUUCUCAGCACGAACUCUGAGGAAAGAGGCGAGAGUCGUUCGCUUACGCCUCCUCCCCCUCGAAGACUGAGUAUGGGGUAACUGCAACACACAUGCGGAAGAAAUGUCAGCUCCAUCAAUGAAGGAAAGGAAGGCUUGCUGGGGAGCCCGGGAUGAGUAUUGGAAGUGCUUAGAUGAAAAAAUGGAAGAUACACCCAAGUGUGAGAAGCUUAGGUACUGUUUUGAAAAUUUGUGUCCACAACAGUGGGUUAAAUAUUUUGAUAGAAGAAGAGAUUAUUUAAAGUAUAAAGCAAAGUUGGAAGCAGGAGAAUUUCAGCCUUCAGAGACAACUGAGAAGUCAUAGCUAUUCAUCAACUUUUAUAAAUGCAUCCACCACCAAAGGAGCUUCAAGAAGAAGAGCAGCAGGCAUCAGUAAAGGACAGUGAUGGCCUCUAAAUAAUUUCAAUUUUCUUUAUCUGGUAUUGGUACGAAGGCUUCUAGCCCAUGUGAAGGGCAUGGUGAAGGGAAGGGGCACCCACUAAUUCCUCAAUGAGGCUGCGACCACCAAUAAAGUAUGAAUUGGUGCACUGUACGAACUCAAAUGUUACAUUGUGAGUUCAUUGCUGGGUUUUUUCCUUUCAAGUAUUGUUUCCUUUCCAUUGAGCCUUUACAUACACUUCGAUGUUCCUUUCUAGCAGGUGAGAAAGUAAAAUAAGCCAAGGACUAGUUAUUGUGCAAUUCUGCCAGUGUACUUGUGGGUAUGUUUGCAUGUUAACCUAUAUCUUCAGUGAAGCUAAUAACUAAUUUCUGAAUUGUUUACUUUUGCAAUGCAUUUUAUUAGAUAUCUGCUAUGAUAGGAAAGCAAGGGUAUUGCUAAAAGAGGAAGUUCCAAUGUCAUUUUGAAUAUUAAAGCUUGUGAAAGCAACUCAGAUGCUCCUCAGGAGUAGAAUUAGGUGUCUCUCCGCUGUUCUUUCUCCUCACUAGAGCCACCUGUCCCACCUUGCCUGUCCUCUCCUUACCCACAACUGAGCUAUAUGGACUAUAGGAAGGUGAUGGUCAGACAAACAGUAAAAUAAGUAUUAAGGGGUGUCCCAGUGUCUGUUUGGGUGCAUGAUCAGGUAGGUCCCAAUACUGUUUUCUACUUUUAUUGACCCAAGCAUAAAUGAAAUUCAGGCAGCAGGGUAACUCAGAAGAGGCAGUCUUAUUUUUGAAACCAUUUCACAAUACAUGCAAUACUGAUCAAGCCUGCAGGUUUCAGAGUGAUCAUUAACAAUUGGUGCAAGGCCCAUAGCUUCCUGUUGAAAUCCCUUCAUCUUUUAAACCACAAAUGUUCCAAUUUUGGGGGGUCCACUUUGGUUGCACUAUAUAGUGCUAGGGAACCCUGGCAAUAUGCCAAAUUAAAUUUGCUUCUUUGUGAUAUCAUUCUCACAUAGUGGCAUUCCUGUGGGUAUUUUGCCACCCUGGGCUCCUGCUGGGAGGAAUAUAAAUAAAAUAAUACAAUACUUAAUUAAUUAAUUAAAAUACUUUGUAGAAACAAGUGAAGGUUUCACAUAGAAAUCAUGGCCUGAACAUAAAAACUUUAAAAGUGUACAAGUGAAAGCAUGGUGGUAUUGUGUCAUACAACAACUUACUUGCACUGAGAGGGAAAAAGGAGAAUUGUGGAUGGUGGGAACAUGGACAACAGCACGGGUAGAAUUAAAAGUGUAAAUGCAAUAAUCCAGGAGCAUCUACUUCAACAGCGCUAUUAGGUCAACGCAGUGCUGUUUUGGAUGAAGUUUACAACUGACCCAGCUAUGGUGGAGGGAUUCCUUUGCAGAUGCUUCCUUUUGUGAAUUUGAAUGUUAUUUAGAAAUAUGUAACAUGUUUAAACUGCAACCAUGCAAGCAUUAAAACCUUGUGCAAAAGCAAA